Drosophila erecta is the source of this 398-nucleotide messenger RNA. RefSeq names its product male accessory gland serine protease inhibitor. Gene Ontology annotation, molecular function: serine-type endopeptidase inhibitor activity. The record is from RefSeq and is a predicted model, not a curated record. Lineage: Eukaryota; Metazoa; Arthropoda; Insecta; Diptera; Drosophilidae. The transcript is spliced from 2 exons. The coding region runs from base 89 to 337 and encodes 82 amino acids.
GAUAUGGUUAUAAAAUACACGUCGGGCUUCGUUUUGGUUUCAGAAUUUUGUUGUCUUAGCCAGAGAAAGGUUCCUACUAUUUUUCGCCAUGAAGCUGCUGGUCCUUCUUUUUGUGUUCAUCGCUCUUGCAACCAAUUCCCUGGCUCUGAAAAAUGAAAUCUGUGGCCUUCCGCACUCUCAAGUGGGUUAUUUAGGAUUGGCCUGCAGGGCACUUAUACCCAGUUGGUCCUACAAUUUUAACCAAAAGGAGUGCGUGGAUUUUAACUACGGAGGCUGUUGGGGCAACGCCAAUAGAUUUCAUUCCAAGGAAAGUUGUGAAGAAAAGUGCUUGGAAUAAAAUGUUAAUAAGCUAAGGCCAAUAUAAUAUGCCGACGACAUAAAUAUUAUUUCUUCAAAAA